Molecule: messenger RNA, 987 nt
Organism: Macrosiphum euphorbiae (potato aphid)
Lineage: Eukaryota; Metazoa; Arthropoda; Insecta; Hemiptera; Aphididae
Source: the annotation of a GenBank genome assembly
AUGAUUGGCGAGUCAAGAUCAGAGUUUAGACUUAAGAACCCACCAGAAGACAGUAUAUCCUCUGUAAAGUUUGGACCUAGUUCAUCUCAGUUUUUAUUAGUAUCAUCUUGGGAUUGUUCAGUUCGGCUUUAUGAUGUCCAGGCGAAUAGCAUGCGCACAAAGUAUACACAUGAUCGGCCAGUAUUGGAUGUUAGCUUUCAGGAUGCAGUUCAUUCAUUUAGUGGUGGUCUAGAUAACAAGUUGAAAAUGUAUGAUUUGAAUAGUAAUUCUGAAAGUGUCCUAGGCUCACAUGAUAAUGCAGUACGCUGUGUUGAGUAUUCUAACGAAGUGAAUGUAGUUUUAUCCGGUGGUUGGGACGGCAAUGUUAAAAUGUGGGACACAAGAACAUCUCAAUGUGUUGGAACCCUCCCCCAACCUGAUAAAGUUUUCACUAUGAGUAAUGUAGGUGAAAAACUGGUUGUUGGCACUGCUGGGCGUAAAGUAUUUGUUUGGGAUUUAAGAAACACGGCUUAUAUAAUGCAAAGGAGAGAAUCAAAUUUAAAGUUUCAAACAAGGUGUAUUCGUUGCUCACCAAAUAAACAAGGUUAUGUGUUAAGUAGUAUUGAGGGACGUGUGGCUGUUGAAUAUUUUGAUACAGCUCCAGAAAUUCAGAAGAAAAAAUAUGCUUUUAAGUGUCACAGAAUAAAAGAUAAUGAUAUCGAAUGCAUUUACCCAGUCAAUGCUAUAAGUUUUCAUCAAGUAUUUAAUACAUUUGCCACGGGUGGUUCUGAUGGAUAUGUAAAUAUUUGGGAUGGUUUUAAUAAAAAAAGAUUGUGCCAAUUUCAUCGUUACAAUACAGGAAUUACAUCUCUAUGCUUUAGUCAUGAUGGUUCAUCUUUGGCUAUUGGCAGUUCCUACAUGUAUGAACAAGACGUACAUCCAGAUCCAAUACCUGAAAAUAAUGUUUAUAUUAGGUAUGUUACCGAUCAAGAAACUAAACCAAAAUAA